This is a messenger RNA of Oppia nitens, 2804 nucleotides long. RefSeq lists its product as uncharacterized. NCBI's taxonomy places the organism in Eukaryota, Metazoa, Arthropoda, Arachnida, Sarcoptiformes, Oppiidae. The transcript is spliced from 8 exons. The record is from RefSeq and is a predicted model, not a curated record. The coding region runs from base 114 to 2789 and encodes 891 amino acids. Gene Ontology annotation, biological process: proteolysis. Gene Ontology annotation, molecular function: serine-type endopeptidase activity.
UAUCAUUUACUAUAAAAAAAACUGUUAAUAGCUAUCAUAUAGUUAUACUGUAGUUACUAUAAUAGCAUAAUCUAUAGUUAGUAGCCAUACAAUAAUAACACCAAUCAAUAAUAAUGUUAAUAUUUGGACAAUUAGUCCAAAUUGUUUUAUUAGUAUUAAUAUCAGUAAAUAUUUUGCUAAUCAAGUCUACCACUGAUCUCUGCGAUGAUACUGUUGGUACAAAUACAACACCGACACCUAGUAGUACUACUCCUACCACUACUAAACCUAAACUUGCUACAACAACUGAGCCUAUGUUAGGUACAAAAUACCAGCCCAACAGAGGUACCGGUUUUACAGUAUCAUUGAGGACCAUAAUCAAUGGUAGUGACGAACACUUGUGCAGCGGUACUAUAAUCAGCCCGUAUUGGAUACUAACAGCAGCCAGUUGUGUAUAUAAUCGUAACGUUUCAAGUAUUAAAGUUUUUGUUAAACACUAUGCCAUCAAUCAUACGGUUAUAUACGAUCACUAUUCACCCGAAACUAACGAAAACAAUAUAGCAUUGGUUCGCCUAAAGGACUAUAUUGUCGACAACUCUUUGAGCGAAAUACUAUCAUUAGGUGACCAACCGGUUGCCAACUGGUCACUGGCCUAUCUACACGAUUGGGAAACGAAAAAAUUUUAUUUUAUGCUAACUAUAAACGCCCGGACUAUCGAUUGGAAACAUUGUACUAGUAUAGUGUCGACCUACAACACCACCACCACCACCAACAACAACAACAACACAAAAACAAAAACAAAAAUACCGAUUAUUAAUAGUAAUAAUAUUUGUCUGCUGACCGCCAAAGGAGAGGGUGUCUGUCGUGCAGAAUAUAAUGAUGAUGUAGGCGGUGCAGUGACAGUAGAUAAACAAUAUGAUUCCGAUAAUAAUAUAAAUAAUAAUAAUAAUAAUAGUUAUCCAAGUAGAAAAACCAAAUUAAUAGGUAUAUUAUCGGCUGACCUGUCGUGCGGCCGACUCGACGGCGGUGGCGGCGGACAACCCAAAGUCGUUACCAGUAUUCUACCGUUUCUUCAAUGGAUAAACGAAAAAACCAAUAUAACUGCUAUUAGUAGUAGUAGUAGUAAUAACAAUAAUAAUACCGACAAUCGGCCGGUAAUUUGUUCGACAAAAUUUAAAUAUAGGGGUGGAUUUGGGGCAUCGAUUAGAAAUGAAUUCAAUGAACGUUUGUGCGGCGGAUCCAUCAUUGGUACGAAUUGGAUACUAACGGCUGCCAGUUGUCUACAUAAUCGUCCCUUAUCAAGCAUUUAUGUUGGUGUCGGUGAUGAAGAUUUCAUAUAUAAUCAUAGCUACUAUGCUGUCGACCAAAUCAUUAUACACGACCAGUACUCGCCAGUGACUAAACAAAACAAUAUAGCACUGGUUCGGGUACAACCAUAUAUUCAGGACAAUUCAGACGUACGUAUAGCUAGAUUGGCCGAUCAACCAGUUAUUGAGGACGGGACGGAAGCCGAAAUGACCUAUUGGUUAUAUAAAUCGAGAGGAACAAGUAAUGUCCGUACAGUUGGUUGGCAACAAUGUAAGUCUAUAAUGACUAACAAUAUUACCUACAAUAUCAACAACGACAACAACACAACACCAGUCAUCGAUAGUAACAAUCUAUGUUUGGCUAACUAUCAUAAGGAAAUAACAUGUAAUGGUGAUGUUGGUGGAUCAGUGACAAUUGAUAUACCAAAACAACAACAAUUAGACUAUUGUGGUAGUGCUUACGAAAAAAGUGUUAGACUAUUAAUCGGUAUACUAACCGAUAAUCUGUUGUGUGGUUCCAAUCGGCCAACUAUUAUGACAAAUAUUCAGCCAUAUCUACAAUGGAUUAAUCAGAAAACCAAUAUAACUGCUUUUAACUAUAGUAAUAAUACUAAUACAUUGAAUAGUGUAUUGGCUAAUAAAAAGGAUAGACCUAAAAAUUAUUGGCAACAUAACGGAUUUGGUUUGGGUUAUCCGGCAUCGUUGAUAAUCAACAAUACUAAACGACAUUUUUGUAGCGGUAGUAUUAUUGGUCCCAAUUGGAUACUAACGGCCGCCAGUUGUCUACGUUGGGUAUACGGCAAUCAAAUUUCUAAUGUUUUUGUUGGUGUCGGUAAAAAUGAUUACCAAUUAAAUCAUACCUACUUUGCUGUCGACAAAAUUGUUAUACACGACAAGUACUUGCCUAACACUAAACAAAACAAUAUAGCACUGGUUCGGAUCCAAUCAAACAUUACUUUCGGUGAUUUGGUUCGACCAAUACGAUUGGCCGAUGACAAUCAAUUACCGCACGGCCAUAACGGAACUAAGGCCAAGAUCGGUGCCGGUUGGGGUACUGAUUCUGUUUGGUGGUUUCUACAUACACUAGAUGUACAUAAGCUUGAUUGGCAACAGUGUGUGUCUAGGAUGACAUACGGUCUUAGCACUACUAAACCAAUCGUUGACAGUAACAAUGUUUGUGUAGUGGCCGACAAAGGAAAGGGUGCCUGUGAUGAUGAUGUGGGUGGACCAGUUAUAAUGGUUGUAAAAGAUAAACCACCACCAACUACAACAACACCAUCUACUACUACAACAAUAUCGUCAACAACACCACAACAAAAAUCCUUUGCACAACUUUGGAUUGAAGGUGAACAGAACAUGAGACUACCCUGGUUUCCCCAACCAUAUGAGACAUUAAUGGGUGUUAUGUCCUCCGGUAUGUCAUGCGGUUUUGAUAACCAACCCGAUGUUGUUACCAGUGUUGUCCCGUUUAGACAAUGGAUUAAAGAUAAUACAGGAAUAUAAAUAAUCAAAAAAAUU